UGUAGUACAUGACGUCACACCUGCGCUGUUCGCUUGCCCCGACAGAGACGUGGCAAGGAACAAUUUUGUAUCAAAUCUCCAAGCGGUUGCCUUAAUAAUUGUGGUGUUUCGUGUGUGAAGUGCAUACGGUCAGCCCGGAUUAUCGACCAGCUAUGGGACUUACGCUGUCGUCUUUGUUCUCGCGUCUUUUCGGGAAGAAGCAAGUUCGUAUACUGAUGGUUGGUCUCGACGCGGCCGGAAAGACUACUAUCUUGUACAAACUGAAGCUAGGUGAAAUAGUGACUACCAUUCCUACCAUCGGCUUCAACGUAGAAACUGUCGAGUACAAGAAUAUAUGCUUCACCGUGUGGGAUGUUGGAGGACAGGACAAGAUCAGACCGCUGUGGAGACACUACUUCCAAAACACGCAGGGACUCAUUUUUGUCGUCGACAGCAACGACAGGGAACGAAUCACCGAGGCACAGGAUGAACUGCAAAAGAUGCUGAGUGAAGAUGAACUGCGAGAUGCUAUCCUACUGCUCUUUGCCAACAAGCAAGACCUGCCUAAUGCCAUGCCUGUAGGAGAACUCACUGAAAAACUGGGCCUCAACCAGCUGAGAAACCGAAGGUGGUACAUCCAGUCAACUUGCGCAACGCAGGGACAGGGUCUCUACGAAGGUCUUGACUGGCUCUCCAACGAGCUCUCGAAAGCAAAGUAACUCCUGCUUCCCUUUUGGCAACAAAGUGAGGCCUAGGGCGGCAACCAGUUUUCCUGAAGAAGAGGAGGAGAAACUAUUUGCAAAGGGGGGAGGGGCAGCUGCCAUCAUGUAAAGUACAGAAGAAAGCUUUCGCCGCACCAUCUCCUCGUGCUUUUGCAAGAAGCACCCGGAGAUCGGAGAUGCUUUGGAAGCUGUCAAACGGCUGGUGGUUCAGCCAGCUUUUUCAACCAGUGCUGCUUGUAAUAUCUUUUUUUUUUAUUAUUUAAAUUUCAGCAAACAGCACUGACGAAAGGAAACUGUACUUGACAUGCUGUUCUUCGAAGCAUGGCACUUUCUUUUCUCUUUUCAUUGUGUUUGGGCAGUAAUAAAUUAUCGUUCCUCUCUUUUUCUUACUGUGCUAAGUUCGCGAAAGUAGUUGGGUUUUCCUGGGGCUGUGUUUGAAACAACUCCGAACACUGUAACGGUGCAUCCGACGCCAAGCUGCUGCUGCAUUUGUCGUCGGGUAGCGAUGGCUGCGACUUCAUAAAAUUUCAGUCCUUCGAGUCUUUUUCUUUGUGCAACAUGCACGUACUGUGCAACAUGCACGUACGAAGGAAGCAAACCAAAAAGUUAGUCAUCUUAAAAUUUUAGUUUACACUUUUCAGGUGCUGUAUUUUUGUUUGUUUGAUGGCGCUGGAGCUCCACCUAGAUUGUGCGUGUGACCUGCUGUGUGUUCUUACUUGUACAUAUUUCUCGGUAGGGGAGAUUUUUUUGUUUGUUUGUACUUGAUCUGUCGGGCAUUUAUGGGACCAACCUGACUUGACUGUAUGUAGGCAUCAUAUAACGAAUAAUGAAAUGUUCUUGUCGCGCAAGUUUCUGUGGCAUAUCAAAGCCUUGCAUGUGUGUUCAAGAAUUUAAAAAAAUUUUGGGGUGAUGACGUAGUUAUUCGAUUCUCUGAAUUUCUGCCACAUUGAAGAACUUUUGACACUAAAAAAAAUUGUUCUUUUUUGGCACCUGUGAUAACUGCACCUCUGUUUGUCUGGUUGAUUUUGCUGUUCUAAGUUCCAGAGUCAUGUUGCCUAGGCCUGACAAGUCAUGUAAUAAAGUAUAGGACGAAAU
Rhipicephalus microplus (southern cattle tick) is the source of this 1796-nucleotide messenger RNA. It is a transcript of the gene Arf4, whose product is annotated as ADP-ribosylation factor 2. Gene Ontology annotation, molecular function: GTPase activity; GTP binding. The record is from RefSeq and is a predicted model, not a curated record. NCBI's taxonomy places the organism in Eukaryota, Metazoa, Arthropoda, Arachnida, Ixodida, Ixodidae.